Messenger RNA from Gracilinanus agilis (Agile Gracile Mouse Opossum), 1614 nucleotides. Its product is annotated as rab GDP dissociation inhibitor alpha. Gene Ontology annotation, molecular function: Rab GDP-dissociation inhibitor activity. The transcript is spliced from 10 exons. Bases 1 to 1590 code for a protein of 529 amino acids. Gene Ontology annotation, biological process: vesicle-mediated transport; protein transport; small GTPase-mediated signal transduction. NCBI's taxonomy places the organism in Eukaryota, Metazoa, Chordata, Mammalia, Didelphimorphia, Didelphidae. The record is from RefSeq and is a predicted model, not a curated record. Gene Ontology annotation, cellular component: cytoplasm.
AUGGGUCGGCCCAUCUUCUGGGAGAGAUUUGGGGUUCCCGGCCCUCGUGACAUGGCCCUUCCCCCCUUCCCACUGCACCUGUCGUCCCGCAGCGGGGCUCGGGGCAGUCACUGCUCGUCCCCCUCAGAGCUGCGCCACGCAGGGAUUAACGGAGCCCCGGAGACCUGCCCCGCCAACCUUUUGUGUCUCCGUUCUGCCCCUCCUCCCCUUUGGCGAGGGACUAAGGCGGCCCAGAGGUCCUUGCUGGCCCCCUCGUGGGGGGGGGGAGCUGACGGCCUUGCCCCCCUCCAGGAAUGUAUUCUCUCCGGCAUCAUGUCUGUGAAUGGGAAGAAGGUGUUGCACAUGGAUCGGAACCCGUACUAUGGCGGGGAAAGCUCCUCCAUCACCCCCCUGGAAGAGUUGUUCAAACGCUUUGAGCUCCCCGAGGGGCCUCCGGAAAGCCUGGGCAGGGGCCGAGACUGGAACGUUGACCUGAUCCCCAAAUUCCUCAUGGCCAAUGGUCAGCUGGUGAAGAUGUUGCUGUACACGGAAGUGACCCGAUACCUCGACUUUAAAGUGGUGGAAGGCAGUUUUGUCUACAAGGGGGGCAAGAUCUACAAGGUGCCGUCUACGGAGACUGAGGCCUUGGCCUCCAACCUGAUGGGCAUGUUUGAGAAACGCCGAUUUAGGAAGUUCUUGGUCUUCGUGGCAAACUUUGAUGAGAACGACCCCAAGAGCUUUGAGGGCGUCGACCCUCAGACCACCACCAUGAGAGACGUGUAUAAGAAGUUUGACUUGGGCCAAGAUGUCAUCGACUUCACUGGCCAUGCUCUGGCCCUCUACCGAACCGAUGACUACUUGGACCAGCCCUGCCUUGAGACCAUCAACCGCAUCAAACUCUACAGCGAGUCCUUGGCCCGUUAUGGGAAGAGCCCAUACCUGUACCCUCUCUAUGGCCUGGGGGAGCUCCCCCAGGGAUUUGCAAGAUUGAGUGCCAUCUAUGGUGGGACAUACAUGCUGAACAAGCCUGUGGAUGACAUCAUCAUGGAGAACGGAAAGGUGGUAGGAGUGAAGUCCGAGGGGGAGGUGGCCUGUUGCAAGCAACUGAUCUGUGACCCCAGCUACAUCCCCGACCGGGUUCGAAAGGCUGGCCAGGUCAUCCGAGUCAUCUGCAUCCUCAGCCACCCCAUCAAGAACACAAAUGAUGCCAACUCCUGCCAAAUCAUCAUUCCCCAAAAUCAGGUCAACAGGAAAUCAGACAUCUACGUGUGCAUGAUCUCCUACGCCCAUAACGUGGCCGCCCAAGGAAAGUACAUCGCCAUCGUCAGCACCACCGUGGAGACGGCAGAGCCUGAGAAGGAGAUCGAGCCGGCGCUGGAGCUGCUGGAACCCAUUGACCAGAAGUUUGUGGCCAUCAGUGACUUGUAUGAGCCAACAGACAACGGACUGGAAAGCCAGGUGUUCUGUUCCUGUUCCUACGAUGCCACCACCCACUUUGAGACGACCUGCAAUGACAUCAAAGAUAUUUACAAGCGCAUGGCUGGGACAGACUUUGACUUUGAAAACAUGAAGCGGAAACAGAAUGACGUCUUUGGAGAGGAUGAGCAGUGAUGGCAGGAAGUAAUCCCUCCCCUU